GCUAUAGAGGUGGAUGCUCGCCCAGUGAGUUUGAUCUCCUAAUUUUGUGGCCCUCUCGGGUUUUUGUACUAAAGGCAUGGCCGGCGGAAGAUACGAUCAUUAUGACUAUCUCUACAAGAUUGUCUUGAUUGGCGAUUCUGGCGUUGGAAAAUCUUCCCUUCUAUCUCGUUUCACGCGAAACGAAUUCGACCUUGAGUCGAAAUCAACCAUCGGUGUUGAAUUUGCCACACGAAGUAUUCAAGUAGAUGGCAAAGUGAUCAAAGCACAGGUUUGGGAUACAGCUGGCCAGGAACGUUACCGUGCGAUUACAAGUGCCUAUUACCGCGGAGCUGUUGGUGCUGUAUUGGUCUAUGAUUUAUCAAAACAGAAAACUUUUGAGAAUGUGGCACGAUGGCUUUUGGAAGUACGUGAACAUGCAGAGUCCUCCAUUGUCACCAUGCUUGUUGGAAACAAAUGUGAUUUGAAACACCUGCGAGCAGUUCUUGCAGAAGAGGCCAAGAAAUAUGCAAAUGACGCAGGACUGUCAUUCAUUGAGGCAUCAGCUUUGGAUGCUACAAAUGUCGAAGAAGCCUUUACACAAACAAUUACAAAAGUUCAUGAAGUGCAAUUGGCAAAAAUAAGAAAAGAACUUGACAUGCCAGGACAGAACUCUGGAACUUCAGAAGGAAAAGGAAAGGUGGUCGAAGUAAAUGAAGCCUCACAAGCAGGAGAAAGAAACUGUUGUGUUCUUUUCUGAGGAUGUGGACACUUGUCACAAAAUUCUGGGGAAUUACUGAAAUGUCUGGUUUUUUUUUUGUAUCAAAGUUGGCAAUUGAUUUCAACAUAAAGCAACAAUUUAGAUGAUCAUAA
Messenger RNA from Pocillopora damicornis (cauliflower coral), 849 nucleotides. RefSeq lists its product as uncharacterized. The record is from RefSeq and is a predicted model, not a curated record. Gene Ontology annotation, molecular function: GTPase activity; GTP binding. NCBI's taxonomy places the organism in Eukaryota, Metazoa, Cnidaria, Anthozoa, Scleractinia, Pocilloporidae.